AUGGCCUCCAGGGGUGCGAGGCACCCGAGGGCACUGCACGGUGAUGCCGCCUUGAACGCCACUGCGGACUACCUCUUCAAGGGCCUCUUUGCCAGCAGCCUUUUGAAGAAGCACGUCUCGGAGUCCAUAUCUGCAGCGUUCAAAGAGGCACUGCGGCGGUUCUUGAGCGAUGCUUUCGAUGGCGCCUUUCCAGACAUACGAAUAGGGCGGGACCUCCUGCUGGACUCCACCUUCCGAGGUUUCCAGGAGGUGCUCUUGGCAGCGAUCGAGCAGAAUGGCAUGGAUGGAAGCGACACACUGGUCCAGGCGGUUGCAUCUGUGCUGCCGGCUUUCAAGGACGACCCGCGCGUUAAGGCGCUGGUUUCGGAGAUUGAGGAUGCAGCUGGCUGCGGGGCAAGCGGUUCAGAGCAGGUCGUGGAAGAAGCCGACGAAGACGAGGAGCGUGUUCAAUUUGCAACCACUUCUUUCGCCUCCAUGGAAGGGUCUGACGAAAGGUUUGAGGUGGACGCUGACGAAGUGGUGAUUGAUAGUUUGGUGCCCCUGGUCCUAUUGGAGGCACAGAUUGUGGAGAUCCACGAAUGUUGGCAGGGUUUUCUGGACUGCCACGCGAAACCUGAGCACGCUGGUGAGGCCAUCUUCGCCGCCAUACUCGAUGCCGCGCCGAGUUUGCAGACAAUUUUCCGCGCCGGUACUGCUCUCGUGGCUGGCAAGUUCGUGGCUGGAUACAGCCAGAUGGUACAAAGUCUACGCAGUCCCAACCAGCUGAUGGGUGUGGUCGAGCACAUGGGGUUUCAGCAUCUGGAAGUGGACAUCAACAUCCCUCGUAUUGCGAUCUUCAGAGAGGCUCUCUGCGAUGUGGUGGGCUCAGAACUCGGAGAGAGGCUCACCGACCUUGGUGCCCACGGGCUGCGGCGGCUCGUGAGCUAUGCAGGUGGGGCUUUGAUCUAUAUCCGGGAGAAUUACUCCAAGCGGCUGAAGAUCAUCAGCAACAGCUGGCAGCUUGCACGGGCCCCGGCCGGCCAGGACGAAGCACACAAGGUGGAAGAUGUCGAGGACUCCCUGGCGGCCCCAUUGGAGACCAAAAAGCAGCUUGAGGAGGAGGAGGAGGACGACGAGGAAGAAGGUGAACUCGGAGUCGCUGGUAAGUCUCAAGCAGCUGCAAGCACACCGAGCAAGAAGCGGGGGUUCUUCGCAUCGCUCUGUGGUGCAAAGGUGAGCACAAAGAUGCACACCGAGAAUGCGGGAGCGGCACAGAAGCUGCAGGACAACCUGCAGGCGGUUCCCCGGAGCUUCGAGGACAUGUUUCGCUUCAACAUGGCCGUCAUGAACGUCCAGCAGCACGUAUGGAUGUACGAGGUGCUGGACUGCUUUGAUGCCAUCGUUCAAACCAUCUCCCAGUCGCAGAGAUUGCAGGUCGAGUGCGACAUCGUCACGCUGCGCAUCGCCAGGGUUGGUGGCGACGUGAAGUUCCGCAAUUUCAAGGCUGUGAUGCUGUCAUCCCUCCGAGCUCUGGCACCGAAGGGCUGGAACCCCGACCACGAAGUGGCUUGGAACUGGCUCUGGGAAACAGUGGAGCGGCUCUUGAGCAAGGAGCUCAAGAAGCCUCGUGCUCGGGAGCGCAUCCUGGGCAGAUUCCUAGGAUCUUUGGAGGACGAGUUGCGCCAAGAAAUCCGUGAAAAGGUCUUUGACCGUUUCUUCGAGUUGGCCCCGGGUGGCGAAGAGCACUUCAAGCAGUCGGCUACGAGAUUGAACUUCAUUGCCGACAAAGCCAUCGACCUCACCCUCCAGUUGUACAAGGACCCCAUCAACACUGUGGACGCCAUCUCCGCCCUUGGCUUGCGGCACGUUGGGUACGGGGUCACGGCGGACUUCUUCGAUCCCUUCGUGGAAGGCUGGACGCAGGUCUUCCAGGAGUUGACCGGCGAUGACGAUGUGGCAGACGCUUUCCGGUGGUCGUUCAGCCUCGUGGCGAAGCUCCUGGUAAGGACCAUCGAGCAGGGUGCGACACUUGUCAUGAAGGCCAUCAACACCAACAACGCCAAGCAGGUCAGACGCGCUUUGUCCUAUGCCCCGCGUGGGAUCCGAGCGACGUGGGUGCUGGAUGUAACCGUGGGGACCCAGUCCGUAUCACCUCUCUACAUGUCCAUCGACACGGGCAAUCUGGAGGCUGCCAAGGUGAUGCUAAAGGAUCUCGUCACAAUUCGGGCCGAUCGCGCCAGGUACUACUACGGCCUGGACGACUUGUUCAAAUGGCAUCCCGACAUCGUCAAGAAGCUCACUGCUGAUGCUCCGGAGCUUCUCAUGACCAUGCUGGAUGGCAUGGUUUGGAGGUCUCGAGUUGUGGUGAACGGCAACAGACGGGUGAACUACUACUUGAAGCACCUGCUGGUCGAUGAGUUUGGCAAGUUCUCCAAUGCGAUGAGUUGCAUCGUCAAGCUGGGGGAUCCCCAUAUUGCAGAUCAUCCCAUCCUUGUUGAGCUGGGCGACCUCGUUUGGAAUGAUCUGGUGUACUGGCGGUUCCUCCGAGGGAAAGCAUCCCUCGUCUGCACUGCUGUGAUCAUCAUGCUCAGCCAAUCAGUGCUCCAGUACAUUGACACUGCAGGCUCCUUUGAGGAGAGGGUUGCCACAUUUUGCUGCAGGCUGGUCAUUUACCUCUACUUCAUGGUCUCGCUGAUCUACUUCCGCACGAAGCAUGUCUAUCAGGCUGUGAAGCAUGAAGAGCUCCUGAUCUUCGGCGGCAUGAAAAUGCCGAGGAAGUGGAUUGACGACUGGCAGGAGGGUGUCAGCCUCGCGUUGACCAUAUCGCUGGUCGUCAUGUUUUUCUUGGAACCCAUCCUUGCCUGCUUGCAGCACACGGAGGGUCUGGGCAUCUUCACGCAGAAUUGCUCACAGGCCAACGACGCACGAGGGCUCUAUGAGAUUCUAUCCAUGAUCGCCAUCAUGCUGAUAUUUGCGUUGGCCGCGGACGCAGCGACAGUCUCGACCAGGCUCUCAUCCUGGCUGCUGGUUGCUGGCCAUGUCCUGCCCGACCUUGGACGGGCACUGCUCGCCUGUGGAUUCCUGGUGCUGACGUUUGGCAGCAGCGUGGCGGCAUGUGUCGGGCAGCCGGAGGACUUUCAAGGCAUUGGGAACUCCGUCAUGAGCUUCCUGCAGCUGGCGGUCAACAUGUUCCCGGCCUCGCACCUGGAGCAGCUGGAGGACAACAUCAUGCUAUUUGCGGCGGCGAGCUGCUUUCGAGUCUUGGUUGUGUUUCUGCUGAUGAACGUCCUCAUUGCGCAACUCACCUGCUGCUACAAGCAGAUCUCUGUGAGCAUGGUCGGCUACGCGCGCUUGCGUCGGAUGCACAAGGUUUGCGAGGCCAUGGAGGUGAUUCCUUCCGGGUCCUUCCAGGGCUUCAUCCUGAAUUUGCGGCUGGAUGAUCCAGUGGAGUUCGGUGAGGGUGACGUCGGUCCGGCCGGGGGCAUUCAGGUCCUGGAGCCCGGAAACCUCCAUCCCACGAAUGUGGACACCAUCCGGCGACUUGGUGGGAAUCCGAAAAACCCCUUCCCGCCGGAAGACGAAGAGUUGACGGAGGCUGACAGGUGCCAGCGCCUCUUCAAGAUGUACCAGAAAACAGUGAAGAAGAUCACACAGGGGGGAGCGUCCAGCGAUGACAAACCUGCAAGAGCAGCUACAAGCCGAACAACCUUCGGAUCGAUGCCCACGGAGGCCAAGUGA
Symbiodinium natans is the source of this 3717-nucleotide messenger RNA. The record is from the annotation of a GenBank genome assembly. Lineage: Eukaryota; Dinophyceae; Suessiales; Symbiodiniaceae.